Anoplopoma fimbria (sablefish) is the source of this 3195-nucleotide messenger RNA. RefSeq names its product E3 ubiquitin-protein ligase rnf146-like. The transcript is spliced from 2 exons. NCBI's taxonomy places the organism in Eukaryota, Metazoa, Chordata, Actinopteri, Perciformes, Anoplopomatidae. The coding region runs from base 182 to 1252 and encodes 356 amino acids. Gene Ontology annotation, cellular component: cytoplasm; nucleus. Gene Ontology annotation, biological process: ubiquitin-dependent protein catabolic process; Wnt signaling pathway. Gene Ontology annotation, molecular function: ubiquitin protein ligase activity; poly-ADP-D-ribose binding; zinc ion binding. The record is from RefSeq and is a predicted model, not a curated record.
GCGUUGAUGACGCGGCGGAAUCACGUGAUCUCGAUCCAGGAGCCCUGAACUCAGCUGGGCUCGGCCGAGAGAAGCGUCCCGACAACAACAACACUUUAUGACCUCAUGUUAGCGCCGCUGCGUCGGUGUGUGUGACUGCUCUUCUGCCGAGGACGCUGCUAGAGCCACCCCAGCGUUCAGCAUGGCGGGCCGUGGAGAAGUGGACUGUUCAGUGAACGCCCCGGCUCCCUCCAAGCUGAUAGAGGAAGUAGGAGAGACUCCAGACCCUUCCGGUUCCACCGCCGUAACCCCGGAGUGUGCCAUCUGCCUCCAGAGCUGCGUCCACCCCGUUCGCCUCCCGUGCCUCCACGUUUUCUGUUUCCUGUGUGUGAAAGGUGCCUCCUGGCAGAGCAAGCGCUGCGCUCUCUGCCGACAAGAAGUCCCGGAGGACUUCCUGGAGCGGCCGGUUCUCCUGUCGCCUGAGGAACUGAAGGCGGCGGCCGCAGGGGUGAGCCGAAGCGGAGCGACGGGGGCCGGUUCCCGUGGUGACUACGCGUGGUACUAUGAGGGGCGCAACGGCUGGUGGCAGUACGAUGAGAGGACCAACCGGGAGCUGGAGGAGGCCUUCGCUAAGGACAGGAAAAGCACAGAGAUGCUGAUUGCUGGGUUUCUUUACGUGGCCGACCUGGAGAACAUGGUGCAAUAUCGGCGGAAUGAGCAUGGCCGCAGACGCAAGAUAAAGCGGGACAUUGUGGAUAUCCCCAAGAAGGGUGUUGCGGGACUGAGGUUAGACCCCGAACCUGUCCCCAUUCUUUCCGCACCAGUUGUCACCCCAGCUGCGACAGAUCGCGUCAGCUCAGCGGAUGGCUCGGACACUGAUGGCCAGUCGCAAACGUCAUUCUUUGGGAUUAUGGCAUCUCUUCCCCCUGUAAGACCUCCAACACUCCUGGGGCGCCACCUCACCAGUCCCCUUCCUCCCUCGCCGUCAAGCGUGGAAGAGUCGUUCUCCCAGCUCCUCAUCAGCCAGCCAGAGGGUGAAGAGGUGGAGGGAGACGAUGAGCUACAGACGUACGAGUAUGCGUCCGGCAGCAGUGAGAGUGAGGAGGAAAGGGAGUGCGAGAGAGGGGGAGCAGAAUCGCUGCGGAGACGAAGGCAAAGACCGUUGAGAGAGAGCCAGCCAGCCAGGAUGCCUCCGAGGGGCGGGCCCUCCAGCUCUGCUCUCAAUCUCCGCUCACGUAGUCCUGAUGGACAGUGCACUGUGACGGAAGUGUGAUUGUGACUGGGCAGCGAUAUCUGUCCAACAGAUCACAGUGCUUAAACUCUCAACAGGUUGAAAGAGAGUAUGCAUCUUUAAAGGUCCCAUGAAAUGAAACUUUUUUUUGUGGUGUUAUUUGUAACACUGGGGCAAAUUUUCCACAUCCAUCAUGUGCCAAAUUUGAUUCAAAAUACAUCUCACUUAUUUUUAUAUCAAAAUAUUCAAAGAUCUCCAUCCAAUUGAAUGUAAUCUUAGUUUUGUAUGAUAUCCGGUAAACCGUUUCUUCCAAUCUUGCAGGUCUACAAAGGUAACUAGCAGUAGCAGCAAUAACAUGGGUCACUGCUUUGAGUAUGUUAUUUUUGAAAAUGAUAAUUGACAGCUAUCUCCACUGUUAACAUAUAAUAUCUUAACACCUGGGAUAAAUGGUGCUCAUAUUUGUUGUCUUUCACCCAAUAUUGCGUUUCAGGCAGAAAUGCUGGAACCGUUACAACUAGGAUCACAAAACAGUCGAGGUGGAAUCUUUGAAAUUAUCUGGAAUAAUAUUUAAAUAUAGGUCUGUAUCAACCAUGACAUAUGCAGAUAGGAACAAGUCUUUAGCAGACAUAAUCAAUUCAUUUGCCAAAUAGCUAGCUAGCAAAACAAACGAGCAGAUGGUGUCCACAAGUUUAAAAACUGUUGCUUUAGGCUACAAUCUGCUGUUUUGACUUAGAGAGUGCAGUGACGUUGGCAGUAGUCUAAGCUGCACAUGUGGUGGGAGAUUACACUGGGCAUGCAGAAGGUUGUAAUUCUACAAAAUUAGUGGGAUGCUAUCAAAUAUUCAGAGUGCUGCUGAAUGCAUUGCUUGGUUACAAUUCAAUUAACUGGGAAUACUUUAAACCAAAACAUGCCAUAAGAGCUAGUAUCGCUUUAUAUGUGUAUUACCCUCCAAAUAAGUUAAGUAUUUAAAUUCCAAAUCUUUAUUGAAAUUGUGCAAAUUCCUGAGUUUAACUUCUGUUUGAAAAUUUCUAGAAAUCUCCUGACGCUUUACAACCAUAGUUACAACAUUAAAGCCAUUUCAAGGGACCUUUAACAUGAAAUAAAGCCUUUUUUUUUUUUUUUUUUUUAAGACUUAAAAAGCAAGUUUCAGUCAGCAAUACACUGUAAACAAUGGUCGUCUUGCAUCGCUCUCAGCAACAGCUUAUGAAGUGAAGCAUAACAGUCUUGUUUUCAGGCCAAAAUAAUGUGACGGACUUUGGCAACUUCUUGGUCAAUGCUGUCCAAAUAACUACCAUCUGUCACUGUCCUGCGAAAUAGCAAUACAACUGCUUUUGAAAUGAAAUAACAUCCUCUUUGUUCUCUAUUCUUUUGAGUUUAUUUUUAAAGUGGCUGAUGUGUUUUUUUGUUUUUUUCUUCUCUCUUUAGAAGUGAUGGUGUAAAAAUUAAGCUUAAUUGUAGCAGCUUAUGUAAAUGUUACAGAGAGUUAAAACUGCUCACAUUUAUCUGCUUGCUGAUUUAGUUUUUUGACGUAGAGAAGUUUGCAUCAGGAUCUAAUUAAUGAUAUUUAAACUGGAGUUUGUGUGUGUGGCUGCGUUUGGGCGUAGAAGGGGAUCAGAGACGGCUUUCCCUCUAUUUUAGUGUGGAAGCCUUGUUUUAAUGAUGGUGUGUGUUUGUGGAGUUGGGUGCUGAAAAGCUACUGGCAAAACCACUGGAAAGUAUCAGGCUAUAUAUGUAGAGAGACUCAUUUGGAUUUCUAUUUCUUGUCAUAGUACUCUGGAUAGGGCUACUAUCUGAGCACUGACGUCUACUUGGACGAUCUCAAGCUGUCCUCACACGCUAUGUUUAUUCCCUUUUUUUGUCUCAGCUGUUAUUAUUUUAACUGUCAACUUUUGUUGUCAACGUGUCUAACCAUCUGGAUUAUCCAAACAAACUUGUCUGUGUGGCGUUUCCUCUGUGAUGUUUUGUCAACUUAUUAAAUGCCUAUA